CGUACGGAUGCUCACCGCCAACUAAACGCGCGAGGCUUAGACAUCAAUAACAUCUCGCUCAUCAAUAAGAAAUUUUGAUGGAGUUAGACUGCUUAAUUAAAUAGGUUGCCUUUACGCUAGCUGAAUUUAUAAACUUUAAUCUGAUGACCCCCAAUGGACAAGAUCUGAAGGAAGAACUCUUCAGCAUCUCCAUCCCUAGGAAAGCGGCUCGGCCAGACAGAGAAUCGGACUUGGAGAUCAUUCUUAUCUUUCGGUAAUGGCUAUUAACACUGAUGCUGCCUUUGGGAAAAGCGCCCUUGGAGAGAGGGAAGUUUCUAACCCCACCGGCUUCCAGGACACGGAGAAGCUCCUGAGCACAGCAACCACCGAGCCCUCCGGGCAGAGUAACAUCAAACCAUCCGACUCUUUCUCCCUCAACAUCAGAGGGAGCAUCCGCUCCCUGGACGCGGACCAGAACGGACACAGAUCGCCGCUUAAAUCGGGCUCCGUUGGGGAGCUGGCCCCACCCAGAUCUUCGUCCCGGCUUUUCCUGGGCCCGUUGCCCUCUCAGGUACCAACCGGCUCCGAACCCCCGAGUUACCUCUGGCUCGCAGUACUGUCCUGUUUCUGCCCCGGCUGGCCGCUCAAUAUAUGCGCCUUGUGGUAUGCAAAUGUGUCGAGGUCUGUUCUCCAGACAGGGGAUAAUGAGGGAGCAAGGAAGUAUGGGCGUCUAUCUAUGCUACUCAGCGCCCUGGCAAUGGUGCUGGGUGUGGCUGUAAUCAUCUUCACAGUGUUUACAAUAGAGAUGCAGAAAUGAACUGUGGGAUGGAAGCAGUCUUCUUUAAAGUCAUCUCAAAUUUGCACAGAAAAAAAAAAAGGAGAAAGGAUAUCAACUUGAAGAUGAAAAAGCACAAAAAAGACAAAGAAGCUCCAGUAUAACUUUUUUUUUUUCUUUUGGUUUUUGUUUUUCUGCUGUGGACUUUAAAAAAAAAAAAAAAGAAAGUCCGGGACAUUUCUAUUUUUCUGGCUACACUCGUGUCCAAUAACGUCAGAAACUCAGGACCUGAGGAAGAAAGAUGAAGACUGCACUACUGUGUCGGACUGUCAGUAACUAUAUUCUCAUAGUCCAAACUAGCGGUGCUCUCCUGCCUUACACACUGGAUAAAACUACAAUUUGCUAAUUAAAAAAAACCAAAAAAACAAAUGCCCUCGUGAAGUGAGUGGAUGGCUUAUCAAACACAACAACAAAUACAAAAGAUUGAAUACAAAGGCAUCAGUGCACCUCUAGUCCAUAAUGUUGCCACUGCCUGCCCUGUUUCUCAAAAGAUCUGCAGCAAAAUACAAAUUAACUUUUCCUUCUGUUGGACUCAAGACUUUUGUGGCUGUAGGAUGACACAUAAGCUGUUUUUGUACAUUGUUUACAUGAAUUUUAAGCACGUCUAUGUAUCACAACAAUGCCUUUCUGCAGUCAUAGUGUGAUAUCUUGCUUUGUGUGCUGACAUAACUGAACUGACUCCUGUUCGGACUCUACUGAACCUCAUUAUGUUUACAAUAUAUUGCAAGAUAUGAACGGGGCUGCUGCCCCCCUGUAUG
Messenger RNA from Archocentrus centrarchus (flier cichlid), 1572 nucleotides. RefSeq names its product trafficking regulator of GLUT4 (SLC2A4) 1b (gene trarg1b). The transcript has 3 exons. Gene Ontology annotation, cellular component: membrane. Lineage: Eukaryota; Metazoa; Chordata; Actinopteri; Cichliformes; Cichlidae. Bases 257 to 796 code for a protein of 179 amino acids. The record is from RefSeq and is a predicted model, not a curated record.